Brassica napus (rape) is the source of this 1267-nucleotide messenger RNA. RefSeq lists its product as uncharacterized. The record is from RefSeq and is a predicted model, not a curated record. The transcript has 2 exons. Bases 104 to 1267 code for a protein of 387 amino acids. NCBI's taxonomy places the organism in Eukaryota, Viridiplantae, Streptophyta, Magnoliopsida, Brassicales, Brassicaceae.
CUCUGGUAUUAAUGGAGAAGAUGAACCUAACAUCAACUCUUCAGCUAGAUUCCUCUUUUUAUCUCUCUCGCUCUCUCUCUUUUAGAUCUCUUUUCGCUCCCAUAUGUCUAUGCUUCUGAGACGGCUCUCGAGUCUCGGACUUGGGAAACCUCAUGUGUCCGUGAGAUCCUCUCUUCUUCUUCACUCUAGAGGAUUCUCAACUUCCUUGCUUCAAACCCCUCCUUGUAGAAUCGUCUUGGCUGAGCCCUGUGGAGGGGAUCUCGGAAAACUUGUGGUAAUGAAUUUAAAUGAACUUGAGUGCAAGGAUUUGGAGAAGAAGGUGCCUCUGGAGUUAGUGGAUGAUGAAGACUCAAAGAUAAUAAUAGGGGCAUCCGGUGGCUGGAUAGCUACUCUAAAGGAAGAUGGAGUGCUGCGUCUCCAAGACGAUUUCAACCCUGUUGCUUCUGAUACAAAUCCGAAACGCAUCCCACUGCCUCCUCUGGUGACUCUGCCUCAUUGCCAAACCAAAAUCAUCACCAACGUGUCAGUGUCCUCAUCUUCUCCAGAGGAUGAUGAGGACUGUGUCGUGGCUAUCAAGUUCUUGGGACCGCAGCUCAGCUUUUGCAAACCAGCCGGUAAGAGUGGUAAACCAGAGUGGACCAACAUCAAGAUCGAAAACCCCUGCUUCUACUCCUCCCGUGUCAUGUUUUCCAAGAAAGACAAUAUGUUUCGUAUUCCCGGAUCUGGAGGCCAUCUCAUCGGUUCAUGGGAUCCCUACAAACCCAGCAAUAACCCACGUUUCAGAGGUUGCGGUUUUAAAACAUGCCCAAGCUCACCAAGGCUAACAGAAUCUUAUGGAUUUGUGCUGCAGGAGCGAGCACUUGUGGAGUCACGACCCACGGGUGAAACUUUCUUGGUCAAGCAGUACAAGAAGACAAUCAAGAUCACCAAGGCUGGUAUUGCUAGAAUGAGAACCAAAGCUUUAAUGGUAUUCAAGCUAGACAAUGAAGGAAAUGCUGUUUACACUCAAGAAAUUGGAGAUCUCGUCACGUUCCUUUCAAUGUCUGAACCUUUCUGUGUCCCUGCUACUUCCUUUCCUGGCUUGUACCCUAACAGUGUCAAAUUCCAUGAUUUCGACGAAUCAGGUUUUGUCGGUCUGAAAUCCACAAGAGUCUGGAGUAGAUCUUAUACAUGUAGUGCCCCUUACUACAUUCCACCACAAAAAUUAUCUAGUCUUAGAUUUGGAUAUCGAGCAUGGGGAAAUGGUUUAGGAGACGAAGAAGACUAG